AUGGAGUUUUAUUACACUAGACCAGAAUCAACAACUCCCUCUGGCUUACCCGUUGCUUCAUCAUUUUCAACUUUCUUCAAAAGCGAUUACUUCAAAAACCGGCCGUCAAAUUCUAAGUCCACGAGCCCCAACCAAGUCAUAAUGUGUCCAGACAACUCACAAAUUUUAUACUGUCAUGUUCUAUGUGGUCUUUCCCAGAAAGACGAGGUUGUGAGGGCUGUUGCUACUUUUGCUCAUGCCUUGGUCCAAGCUCUUUCUUGUCUUGAACGCAACUGGAAGGAGUUAAGCUCAGUUUCAGUGAUUAUUGGAGGACCUAAUCCUAAACUGGCGGACCUGAUUGAACAAGAAUGCAGCCACAAUUCAUGGGAGAGUAUAAUCCCACGACUUUGGCCUAACACCAAGUUCAUAGAAUGUAUUCUUACAGGACAAGAUCUAUCCUACACAUUUGUGCCCAACAUGUCCUUCUUUGAGUUUCUACCUGUUGAUCAUAGGGGAGACAUGACAAGCAUUGUUGAUCUUGUCAACGUCAAGUUAGGCUGCUACUAUGAACCUGUGGUCACUACAUACUUUGGUCUAAACAGAUAUUUAAUUGGAGAUAUUGUAUAUGUGACUGGAUUUUACAAUAACACACCUCAAUUUCGAUUUGUACGCAGAAAGAAUGUGGUUUUAAACGUGGACCAGGAGACCACAACUGAAGAGGAAAUUUUGAGGGGGUUGAUCACUCAUGCGGCCUUUGUUCAUAACCAGUCUUCAAAUGUGAUGUUGAUAGACUUCACAUGCAACACUGAUAUCUCAACUUCUCCAGGUCACUAUGUUUUUUACUUGGAACUGAAAGCAAAAGAUGUUAACGAGGCCGUUGAGCUUGAUGAAAAUGUUCAAGUAUUGGUGGAAUGUUGCUCUGUAAUAGAGGAAUCAUUUGGUGAUGUUUAUAGAAGUUUGAGAACAUCUGGAUCAGUUGGCGCUUUAGAGAUAAGAGUGGUGCAACAAGGAACAUUUGACACUCUCAUGGAUUAUAUCAUAUCCCGGGGUGGUUCGACGAAUCAGUAUAAGACACUCAUAUGCAUAAAAUCUUCUGAAGCCGUGGUGAUUCUUGAAAAUAGCGUUCUUGUUCGAUUCCACAGUGAAAAAUAUCCUCUUUUCGGCACAUAG
Messenger RNA from Eruca vesicaria subsp. sativa (arugula), 1149 nucleotides. The record is from the annotation of a GenBank genome assembly. NCBI's taxonomy places the organism in Eukaryota, Viridiplantae, Streptophyta, Magnoliopsida, Brassicales, Brassicaceae.